AUGUCUCGCUGUGUUGCGUUGACCCGGCCUCUUCUCCACCUUCAGGACGAUCAGACCCCGCUGCACUGUGCAGCCCGGCUGGGUCACCUCAAAGUUGUCAGGCUGCUCCUGGAGAACGGGGCCUGCCCGCUAUCGGUCAGCACCACCGGCCACACUGCCCUGCACAUGGCAUCCCGGGAGGGCCACGUGGAUGUGGCUGAGCUACUGCUGGACCGCGGUGCCUUGCUCGCUCACAUGACCAAGAAAGGAUUCAGCCCUCUCCACGUUGCGGCCAAAUACGGAAGGUUCCGGGUGGCUGAGGUGCUACUGCAGCACGGAGCUGAGCCAAACAGUGCCGGGAAGAACGGUCUGACUCCUCUCCAUGUGGCAGUCCACCAUGAUAACGCUGACAUUGUGGAGCUGUUACUGAAACACCAGGCCUCACCACACUCUGCAGCUUGGGUAAGGAUGGCGCGGGGAGGGAGGGUACACAGAGAGACCCCAGGCACAGAGGGUCCCCCCUACAUGGCAUGGCCGUGGGUGAAGCGUAGCUGUCAGGGUUGGCUGAUCCCAGUUGGUGCCCAGCGAGCGGUCACUGCGGAGAAACCCUCUUCUCCACCCUGCUCAUCCACUCCCCUCUCCAGGCAAACACCCCUACACCCUACACAUCUUUGGGAUUGUGGGAGGAAACCAGAGAUCCCAGAGGAAACCCACACGGACACAGGGAGACUGU
Molecule: messenger RNA, 712 nt
Organism: Chiloscyllium plagiosum (whitespotted bambooshark)
Lineage: Eukaryota; Metazoa; Chordata; Chondrichthyes; Orectolobiformes; Hemiscylliidae
Source: RefSeq, a predicted model, not a curated record